AUGCGCCACGAGGCCUCCGUCGGCGGAGCUGAUCAAGGCCGCCCAGGAGAUGCGUACAUGGGAACAUGGGAACAUGGGAACAUGGGAACAUGGGAAUCGUUGGUCGCCAAACCGCGCGACAUGUUCAGCCAGAUACACGUCAACACGUACGUCGACGUCGUCACCAGAGCCAAGGGCACACCGAAGGACUUUUCCUUGGUUCUCAACGAGGACGUGGCCAAGGCCGGCAUCCAGUUCACCCUCAGAGACAUCAUGUCGAGGUCGCAGCCAGACUGGGCCAUUGGCGCCUACGAACUCGAGAAGAAAAAGGCCCCUUCGUCAGGGAUCCUACCGGGACGCCAAGAUGCAUUUUGUGGACCUGGUGUGGAGUUCCGACACUGUUCUCGGAUAUUCUCAACCGCACCGAUGAGGAUCAACUCGACCAGCAGGGAGGACGUCGUGGUGGUGGCGGCGGGCACCAUGGGCUCCAGCACCAACUACACCGAGGGCAAGACUGCCACGCACGAGUCUGUGGCCACCAAAGGGUUGUCCUCUGAACGAGGACAGGGACACUCGUGCCCUGACAAGCCCGGCCUGGAUACCAUCCACAACUUUAUGGAUUAUAGCUACGAGUAA
Ustilaginoidea virens is the source of this 615-nucleotide messenger RNA. RefSeq lists its product as uncharacterized. The coding region runs from base 1 to 615 and encodes 204 amino acids. The transcript is spliced from 3 exons. Lineage: Eukaryota; Fungi; Ascomycota; Sordariomycetes; Hypocreales; Clavicipitaceae. The record is from RefSeq and is a predicted model, not a curated record.